Molecule: messenger RNA, 600 nt
Organism: Arabis nemorensis
Lineage: Eukaryota; Viridiplantae; Streptophyta; Magnoliopsida; Brassicales; Brassicaceae
Source: the annotation of a GenBank genome assembly
AUGACGCAUGAUACACGAGGAUGCCCGAGUAGGGGAAUGAGACCGCAGCACCAACCGGAGCAAAAUCCCCGGCGUGAGGCAGAGGUUGAUCGGAAAAGACAGAGGGGGGCUAAGGAAGAGUCUCCGAAGGCAAAGGGGACUCGAGCGGAAGGCAGAACAAAGCCUCUCGACAGAGCUUCUACCUCAAUCCCAGAACCGAUGCCGCUGCAAAGGAAUUUGUUGUCAGAAUUGAGCGAGGUGGGUGACCAGGGAGCUGAGAAACGAGUUUCUAAAUCUUCUACCAAAGAGUGGGUUCGCAAGUCUUUUAGCCGCAACACGGGUCGAGGAGCGGAGAAGGAGGUGCGUGAGCAGUCCACAAAGCGGAAUGAACCGUCGAAAGUUGUUCCAGCCGUGGAUCGGGCACCGUGGUUUUAUGCUUCGGAGGACGAGGCGGCUGGAGCGAAGGAAGUGUUGGCACAAAAUCGGAAGUGGGAGCAGGCGGAGAACCCAAAUCUAAAUGCCUCAGCGUCGAUUUCCAUGGUGUCGGCGGUGGAGACGCGGCAAGCCGAGAAGACGGUGAUCGUCCCAGAUCAAAAAACGGCGGAAGAACAAAGCUUCUAG